Messenger RNA from Haliotis rubra (blacklip abalone), 1344 nucleotides. Its product is annotated as perlucin-like protein. The record is from RefSeq and is a predicted model, not a curated record. Bases 297 to 932 code for a protein of 211 amino acids. NCBI's taxonomy places the organism in Eukaryota, Metazoa, Mollusca, Gastropoda, Lepetellida, Haliotidae. The transcript is spliced from 3 exons.
GUCGACGCUUGCGUGAUUCCCAGCGUCGAUACAGGCUCAUUCGUACUAUAGCCAGCGUUAAGGUGGCACGGAGAGACGUCCGGUGUUCACGAACUCAUCGAAGUUAGUGAGUGAUCCACCAACAGACCUAUGCCACCUAUAGCAAGAAUCUCCACACAUAAUCACGGAUCUGCCUAAAGAGCCAAUGAUUAACAGCAAGGGCAACAAUUCAUAAACUUAACGUCGUCUCAUUUCUCAGUGCUGAAGAGAGCAGAAACUGUUUGAAUACGUACAAUCUGUGGUAUUUGAUCAUUACAAUGGCUGGUGUUUUCCAGAUUGUCAAUGCUUUAUCCAGUAUGGUCGUGAAUGACGUCACACCAAUUUCGAUGACAUCACAAACAGAAUGUGCAUACAAGUGCUACUAUGGCAACAGCUGUCUAUCAUUUUUUCACACUCCUGAUGGCAGGUGCUAUUUGUUGGAUAAGAUACUGGAAUCUACGGAGCCUGGUCUCACCCAGUCACCCAGCACACAGUAUUUCAAGGCAAAUAUAGUCAACUGUUCUGGAGACGCCGGCUACAAAUACGUCCCCUCGAUACCCCUCUGCUACAAGUUGUCUACAGAGAGCCUGAGCUGGUCAAGCGCCAAAUCUAGAUGUGAAUCAGAUGGCGGUCGUCUGUUUCAAAUUGACACCGCUCACAAGAUCACGUGGGCAUUUCACAACAUAAAGGUCACAGGCGGUGUAUGGAUAGGGGGGGAAGACACGGAUGUAGAGGGCGAGUGGAAAUGGGCGGAUGAUACUCCGGUGGUCGACCCUCUGUGGCGUGAUGGGGAGCCUUCGAAUACCUUCAAUCAAGACUGUCUGUUGAUUGGCAAUGACGGUCUGUGGGAUGAUAGCUGGUGUGCAACCAGCUAUUUGUUUUUAUGUGAAAUCCAAACCACGUCAUGCUUGUAGAGACUGUACACUGCAGAAUGAAACGAGCUUGGAAUUUCGAGUGAGUGAGUUUAGUUUAAGGCCGCAUUUAGCAAUAUUCCAGUAAUAUCACGGCGGGGGACACCAGAACUGGGCUUCACACAUUGUACCCAUGUGGGGAAUCGAACCCUUGUCUUCGGCGUCACGAGCGAACGCCUUAACCACUUGGCUACCCCACCACCCUGGAAUUUUGAUAUGUAAGUGUUUUACGAAUGCGUUUUAGGUCAAAUUUAGAUAUAGUCCCCGUCCCUAAAAACGUAAUUAUGGGUAGACGAGUGGUUAAAUUGUUCGUUCGUCACUCUGAAGGCCUGGGGUCGACUCCCCAAAUGUGUACAACGUGUGGAUCCCAUUUAUGUGGUUCCACGCCUUGAUGAUCUUUGAAUAUUGCGAAAAG